Molecule: messenger RNA, 1674 nt
Organism: Penicillium salamii
Lineage: Eukaryota; Fungi; Ascomycota; Eurotiomycetes; Eurotiales; Aspergillaceae
Source: the annotation of a GenBank genome assembly
AUGGACCAGUUUAAGGGAAAUGAUGAAUAUGAACCAAGCUUCGACUUCCCCAAUGACUCUCGCAGUGACGAGUCUGGCGAUACCAUUGAUCAUGUCGAUACCCUCGAGCUGACCCGUAUCAACACUUAUCGACUACAACAAAAGACAACGGUGGGCUCUUCAAGAGGGCCAAUUCCUCGUGAAAGAUGGCUUCCAAUGGGGGCCAAUAAAGAAUAUCCUCCACUCCUUCCGGAUUCUGAAGGUUAUGUGGUCGAGUUUGAUGGAGCAAAGGAUCCGUUACAUCCAUAUAACUGGUCGAUGGCUAAACGAAUCAUAUCAGUUUGCAUCCUGUGUUAUGGAACAUUCGCCGGUUCCUUUGCUAGUGCUGUCUUCUCGGCUGCCAUCUCCGGCGUGAGCAAGGAAUUUCAUAUCAAUACAGAGGUCGCAUCCCUUGGAGUCACACUUUAUGUUCUUGGAUUCGCCGCUGGCCCAACGAUCUGGGCGCCAGCAUCUGAACUGAUCGGUCGGCGUGGACCUCUCUCUGCCGGUCUUUUGGGCUGUGCCAUAUUCACCAUCGCAUCUGCAGUGGCCAAAGACAUACAAACCAUCAUGAUCUGUCGGUUCUUUGCGGGUUUAUUCGCGGCUAGUCCGAUUUCGAUUGUUCCCGCUGUAUUUGCAGACAUUUUCAACAAUUCCCAACGUGGGGUUGUCAUGUCGAUCUUUUGCAUGGCUGUUUUCAUCGGGCCCUUCGCAGCCCCAUUUGUGGGUGGUUUCAUUGCCAUGAGCUCCCUCGGAUGGCGCUGGACAAUGUAUAUCUCGGCGAUCAUGAUUUUCGCGGGAUUCGCCCUGGUCGUGACAUUCCUUGAUGAAACCUACGCUCCAAUUAUCCUUGUCCGCAAAGCUGCUACGUUACGGCGUCAAACUCGCAAUUGGGGAAUCCACGCAAAGCAAGACGAAGUAGAGAUUGACUUCAACGAGCUUGUCCGGAAUAACUUUGCUCGGCCCAUCGUCAUGCUCUUCACUGAACCGAUCCUGCUUCUCAUUUCCCUUUACAUCUCUUUCAUUUAUGGCCUUAUCUACGCCUUGCUUGGCGCAUACCCAGUCAUCUUCCAAGGGGUAUAUGGGAUGAACAUGGGGGUUGGGGGUCUUGCUUUCAUUGGCCUCAUUGUUGGUGAACUCCUUGGUGGCGUUUACAUCCUCUUAAUCCAAGGCUCAUAUGCCAGGAAACUGGCAGCAAAUGGUGACAGCCCUGUUCCAGAAUGGCGGCUCUUCCCAGCAAUUGUUGGAGCUAUUAUAUUUUCGAUCGGAAUGCUUUGGCUUGGUUGGACUGGAUACACUUCGACCAUUCACUGGAUGGCUCCAGUAGCUUCAGGAGUUUUGACCGGAGCUGGAAUCUUCUUGAUCUUCUUGCAGUGUUUUAACUACAUUGUUGACUGCUACCCUUCCUUAGCGGCGUCCACCAUUGCUGCGAACACCAUCCUACGCUCAGCAAUCGGCUGCGCGUUUCCGCUUUUCUCACGGCAGAUGAUGGAGAAUCUUGGAGUACAAUGGGCCGGGACCAUGUUGGGAUGUAUCGCUGCUGCGAUGAUUCCCAUUCCAGUGCUUUUCAAGGUAUACGGUCCAUGGUUGCGAAGUAAAAGCAAACUGGCGUGUUCGCCCAUUUAUGAUCUGGAGAAGAAAACAUAUGACGUCUGA